AUGGAGGGUCAUCAUCUUCAUCGCCACCAAGGGCAACAACAACAAAGGGUUCAGCCUCAGAAUAUGAGUGCCAGCGUGGAUGUGACUGAUAGGUUCCCCCAAUGGAGCAUCCAAGAGACCAAGGAGUUUCUCGUGAUUCGUGCAGAGCUGGAUCAGACUUUCAUGGAGACCAAGAGGAACAAGCAGUUGUGGGAAGUGAUCUCAACAAGAAUGAAGGAAAAGGGUUACCAUAGAAGUGCAGAGCAGUGCAAGUGCAAGUGGAAAAACCUUGUUACCCGCUACAAGGGGUUCGAAACAAUGGAGCAAGAAGCAACGAGGCAGCAAUUCCCAUUUUACAAUGAAUUCAAUGCGAUUUUCACGGGAAGGAUGCAGAGAAUGCUUUGGGCUGAAGCUGAGGGUGUAUCGAAGAAGAACAAAGGGACGCAGCUCUCAUCGGAUGAAGAAGAAGAUGGCAAUGAAGAGAGUACAGAAGCUGGUGGGGGCAGAAAGAAGAAAAAGGCGAAGAUAGCUAGUGGGGGUGGUGGUGGUAGUGGUAGUAGCAGUUCAAACAGUUUGAAGGAGAUCUUGGAGGAGUUCAUGAGGCAACAGAUACAGAUAGAAUCACAAUGGAUGGAAGCAUUUGAGGCAAGGGAGAAUGAGAGGAGGUUGAAGGAGAUGGAGUGGAGGCAAGCCAUGGAGGUGUUGGAGAAUGAGAGGAUACUGAUGGAAGAAAGAUGGAGAGAACGGGAGGAACAAAGGAGGAUAAGAGAAGAAGCUAGGGCUGAGAAGAGGGAUGCUCUAAUUACAGCUUUGCUAAACAAGCUAGAAAGGCAAGAAAUGUGA
Molecule: messenger RNA, 822 nt
Organism: Sphenostylis stenocarpa
Lineage: Eukaryota; Viridiplantae; Streptophyta; Magnoliopsida; Fabales; Fabaceae
Source: the annotation of a GenBank genome assembly